AUGAGCGCCGACCCCGAGAGAGAACAUGCGCUGGACGGAUACAAGACCAAGCUGCUAGAGUCAAGAGAAUGGGAGGCAAAGCUCAAGGCGCUGCGGUUAGAGAUCAAGGGCCUGCAACACGACUUUGACGUUUCCGAGGACAACAUCAAGGCCCUGCAGAGUGUCGGCCAGAUUAUCGGCGAGGUCUUGAAGCAGCUCGACGAGGAGAGAUUCAUCGUCAAGGCAUCAUCAGGCCCGCGCUAUGUCGUCGGAUGCAGGAGCAAGGUCGACAAGCUCAAACUCAAGCAAGGAACCCGCGUCGCUCUCGACAUGACAACCCUCACAAUCAUGCGCAUGCUCCCGCGAGAGGUCGACCCGCUCGUCUACAACAUGUCCCUCGAGGACCCUGGCCAAAUCAACUUUGCUGGUAUCGGCGGUCUGAACGAGCAGAUCAGAGAGUUGCGCGAGGUCAUCGAGCUGCCGCUGAAGAACCCAGAGCUCUUCCUCAGAGUCGGCAUCAAGCCGCCAAAGGGUGUCUUGCUAUACGGUCCUCCCGGUACUGGAAAGACCCUUCUAGCCAGAGCCGUCGCGAGCAGUCUGGAGACGAACUUCCUCAAGGGUAACUACCCACCACCGUUCAAUCUUCUGACCACUACUGAUCCAAGUGUCCAGNUCGUCUCGUCCGCCAUCGUCGACAAGUACAUUGGUGAAUCCGCCCGCCUCAUCCGCGAAAUGUUCGGCUACGCAAGGGAACACGAACCCUGUAUCAUCUUCAUGGACGAAAUCGAUGCCAUUGGUGGUCGCAGAUUCUCAGAAGGUACCUCUGCCGACAGAGAAAUCCAAAGAACCCUCAUGGAACUCCUCAACCAACUCGAUGGUUUCGACUACCUGGGAAAGACAAAGAUCAUCAUGGCUACAAACAGACCCGACACCCUCGAUCCUGCCUUGCUGCGUGCCGGACGUCUGGACCGAAAGAUUGAGAUUCCUCUGCCCAACGAGGUUGGCCGUAUGGAGAUUCUCAAGAUUCACGCCGAGGGUGUGCAAAAGGAGGGUGAAAUCGAUUAUGAGAGUGUCGUCAAGAUGAGUGACCAGCUCAACGGCGCCGAUUUGAGAAACGUCCNNGGUCUCUUCGCCAUCAAGGACUACCGUGACGCCAUCAACCAAGACGACUUCAACAAGGCCGUCCGUAAGGUCGCCGAGUCAAAGAAGCUCGAAGGCAAGCUCGAAUACCAGAAGCUGUAG
Messenger RNA from Aureobasidium uvarum, 1221 nucleotides. The record is from the annotation of a GenBank genome assembly. Lineage: Eukaryota; Fungi; Ascomycota; Dothideomycetes; Dothideales; Saccotheciaceae.